UUAUAAUUUAUCUCUUAUCUCUUUCACUUUUCUUUCUAUUUGAUUGAUUAUUGCUGCAAUUAACUUAAACCUCACCAUUCUCUCUCUUGCUAAUUUCCUCAGAGCCCAAACUCCUCCGUGAUAAUGGCCUUAGCAGUAGCAGCACCCACUCUAUCAUCUUUCCUUUCCAAACCGUCUUCACUCCUUUUCUACACUCACCCUUUCCCCAAAACCCCCACUCUCCCUCUCCAGCUCGUUUUCUCCAAAAACCCGAUUUCCGAUACUGUGGGAAGCUACGACGAUGAUAAGCCGCGCGAGGAAUGCGGCGUGGUUGGCAUAUACGGUGACCCGGAGGCCUCGCGGCUCUGCUACCUUGCCCUGCAUGCGCUCCAGCAUCGCGGCCAAGAAGGCGCCGGAAUCGUAACCGUCCACAACAAUGUCCUCCAACCACCCAUCACUGGCAUGGGCCUGGUCUCCGAAGUUUUCAACCAAUCAAAGCUUGACCAGCUCCCUGGCAACCUCGCCAUCGGCCACGUCCGCUACUCCACCGCCGGCCAGUCCAUGCUCAAAAACGUCCAGCCCUUCGUCGCCGGCUACCGCUUCGGCUCCGUCGGCCUGGCCCACAACGGCAACCUCGUCAACUAUAAGACUCUCCGAACCAACCUCGAGGACAGCGGCUCCAUCUUCAACACCUCCUCCGACACCGAGGUUGUCCUCCACCUCAUCGCCACCUCCAAACACGGACCCUUCAUUCUGCGAGUUGUUGACGCCUGUGAAAAGCUAAAAGGGGCUUAUUCUUUUGUCUUCGUCACCGAGGACAAACUUGUCGCCGUGCGCGACCCUUUCGGGUUCAGGCCUUUGGUUAUGGGAAGGAGGAGAAGCAACGGUGCCGUAGUUUUCACUUCUGAAACUUGUGCUCUUGACCUAAUUGAAGCGACUUAUGAGAGGGAGGUUUACCCUGGUGAGGUUAUCGUGGUGGAUAAAAACGGUAUUCAGAGUAUGCAGCUCAUGUCGUCUUCUCAUCCGAAACAACAGUGCAUAUUUGAACAUGUUUACUUUUCGCGGCCGAAUUCAGUUGUCUUUGGGAGGUCUGUGUAUGAGACUCGUAGAAAAUUCGGGGAGAUUUUGGCUACUGAGAGUCCCGUGGAAGAGUGUGAUGUUGUGAUUGCUGUGCCUGAUUCUGGUGUUGUGUCAGCGAUUGGUUUUGCUGCAAAAGCUGGAGUUCCCUACGAGGUGGGUUUGAUUAGGUCACAAAAUGUGGCGAGGACUUUCAUUGCCCCAUCACAGGAGAUUAGGGACAUUGGUGUGAAGCUGAAGCUAUGGCCAGUUCGUGCAGUGCUAGAAGGUAAAAGUGUUACGGUUGUGGAUGAUUCCAUUGUGAGAGGAACAACCUCGUCCAAGAUUGUUAGGUUGUUGAGAGAGGCAGGUGCUAAGGAAGUUCACAUGAGGAUUGCGAGUCCUCCCAUAAUUGCUUCCUGUUAUUAUGGAGUGGAUACUCCCAAUUCUCAAGAGCUCAUAUCGAGUAAGAUGAGUGUGGAGGAGAUAAGAGACUUUAUUGGGGCGGAUUCACUUGCCUUUUUGUCCUUUGAUAGCUUGAAGACCUUGUUGGGAACUCAGAGUCCCAAUUUUUGUUAUGCUUGUUUCUCUGGGAAUUACCCUCUGGAUCCUAGUGAGACUUAAGCCACCCUUCAGUGGGCUGGGGACGGGAACUUACAACAAUCAUUUAUUCAUAUCGCUAAUUAGAAUACUUAAUCAGCUGAAAAUACUUACUAAUAAUCACCACUCAAUUACUCAUUUUCAAUUUUAUUUGUUAAA
Messenger RNA from Glycine soja, 1794 nucleotides. Its product is annotated as amidophosphoribosyltransferase, chloroplastic-like. Gene Ontology annotation, molecular function: amidophosphoribosyltransferase activity. Gene Ontology annotation, biological process: purine nucleotide biosynthetic process; purine nucleobase biosynthetic process. Gene Ontology annotation, cellular component: cytoplasm. Bases 124 to 1659 code for a protein of 511 amino acids. Lineage: Eukaryota; Viridiplantae; Streptophyta; Magnoliopsida; Fabales; Fabaceae. The record is from RefSeq and is a predicted model, not a curated record. The transcript has a single exon.